Ochotona princeps (American pika) is the source of this 2121-nucleotide messenger RNA. It is a transcript of the gene NTN3, whose product is annotated as netrin 3. Lineage: Eukaryota; Metazoa; Chordata; Mammalia; Lagomorpha; Ochotonidae. The transcript has 6 exons. Bases 379 to 2121 code for a protein of 580 amino acids. The record is from RefSeq and is a predicted model, not a curated record. Gene Ontology annotation, molecular function: protein binding.
GCAGCCGGGAGGAGGCAGCGGCCCUGGGCGCCCCAGGCCCCGCCCGCCCACGGCCCUUCCCGGGAGGCCGGGAGACCCGCUUGGGCCGGCCCUCGGUGGGUGAGUGCGAGCGGACGGCGGCGGGUGGGGCCUCUGCAGGAGGAGGCGCGGGGAGCGGGUGCGACGCCUGUCACCGCUCCAGGCCCAGCGGGAGGACGCGCCAACGUCCCGCGGCUGCGCUCGGCCCGGGGCGCGCCCGCCGCCACUCCCUCCUUCGGGCUCGGGCUGGGGCCGCUCGGGGGGCUCUGCGCACUCGGCACGGCGAGGCCAGCACGCUGCGCUUUUUCCUCCCCGAGGGCGACGUCGUGGGAGCCUGGCUGACUCGCGGCGGCUCCGGCCAUGCCCGGCUGGCCCUGGGGGCUGCUGCUCACGGUGGGCACUCUCUCCAUCGCGCUGGGCUCGGGGCCUUUGGCGCCUGCCGACCCCUGCCAUGACGAGGGGGGUGCGCCCCGAGGGUGUGUGCCGGGCCUGGUGAACGCAGCCCUGGGCCGCGAGGUGCUGGCGUCCAGCACGUGCGGGCAGCCGGCCACUCGGGCCUGCGACGCCUCCGACCCGCGGCGGGCGCACCCCGCGACGCUCCUGACCACGCCGGGGGCCCCCGCAGGCCCUACAUGCUGGCGCUCGGACUCCUUGUCGCAGGCUCCCUUCAACGUGACCCUCACAGUGCCCCUGGGCAAGGCUUUUGAGCUGGUCUUCGUGAGCCUACGCUUCUGCUCUGCUCCACCUGCCUCUCUAGCCCUUCUCAAGUCGCAGGACCACGGCCGCAGCUGGGCGCCUCUGGGCUUCUUCUCUUCCCACUGCGGGCUGGACUAUGGCCGGCCACCGGCCUCCGCCCAGAGUCGUGCUGGCCCCGGGCCCGAAGCCCUGUGCUUCCCUGCGCCCCAGGUGCAGCCCGACGGGGGUGGCCUCCUGGCCUUCAGUGUGCAAGAUGGCAGCCCGCCAGGCCUGGAACUGGAUAGCAGCCCAGUGCUCCAAGACUGGGUGACCGCCACCGACAUCCGCCUCGUGUUCACAAGGCCUGCAGGGCUGGGAGCCACCUCGGAGCCAGAGACCACCGCCCCUUACUCCUACUCGGCCACUGAGCUGCAGGUGGGCGGGCGCUGCAAGUGCAAUGGGCACGCCUCACGGUGCCUGCUGGACACCCAGGGCCAGCUGCUCUGCGACUGUCGGCAUGGCACAGAUGGGCCUGACUGUGGCCGCUGCAAGCCCUUCUACUACGACAGGCCGUGGCAGCGGGCUACGUCCUUGGAAGCCCACGCCUGCCUCGCUUGCUCCUGCAACGGUCAUGCCCGCCGCUGCCGCUUCAACAUGGAGCUGUACCGACUCUCGGGCCGCCGCAGCGGGGGCGUCUGCCUCAACUGCCGGCACAACACUGCUGGCCGCCACUGCCAUUACUGCCGCGAGGGCUUCUACCGCGACCCUGGCCGGGCCUUGAGUGACCGGCGGGCUUGCAGAGCCUGUGACUGUCACCCUGUUGGUGCCGCUGGCAAGACCUGCAACCAGACCACGGGCCAGUGUCCCUGCAAGGACGGUGUCACUGGCCUCACCUGCAACCGCUGCGCCCCUGGCUUCCAGCAGAGCCGCUCCCCGGUGGCACCCUGUGUUAAGAUUCCUGUCCCUGGACCUACCCAAGAAAGUAUCCCUGUGGAGCCCCUGGACUGCGACUCGCACUGCAGACCGGCGCGCGGCAGCUACCGCAUCAGCCUGAGGAAGUUCUGCCGCAAGGACUAUGCCGUGCAGGUGGCGGUGAGCGCGCGCGGGGAGGCGCGCGGCGCGUGGACGCGCUUCCCGGUGGCCGUGCUCGCCGUGUUCCGGAGCGGCGAGGAGCGCGCGCGGCGCGGGAGCAGCGCGCUGUGGGUGCCCGCCCAGGACGCGGCCUGCGGCUGCCCGCACCUGCUGCCCGGCCGCCGCUACCUGUUGCUGGGGAGCGGGCCUGGGGUCGCGGCGGGGAGCGUCGGAGGUCGGGGCCCCGGGCUCAGCGCCGCCCGCGGAAGCCUCGUGCUGCCCUGGAGGGACGCGUGGACGCGGCGCCUGCGGAGACUGCAGCGGCGAGAGCGGCGGGGGCGCUGCGGGACGGCCUGA